GGAAUCUUCAAAGCACCGUCCAUUUUCGCCUUCAUCGUUUUGGAUUUGGGGGAAAGCUCGCCUAAAAUACUUACAUACCCCUUCAACAGAACCUUCAUAAUAUGUCAGGAACGGGGACUUUCGGAGGCAUGGAGGAUGAGGAGCAAAAUUUUCCUCAGCAAACAGAAAAUGUACAACAUAAAGUGGCCCACAAAAGAAUGCAAGAGACCCAUGCUCAGAUCGAAGAAGUAACUGGCAUACUGAAAAAAAAUGUUGACCUUAUUCUUCAAAGAGAUGAGAAGCUUACAGACCUCGAUGGACGAGCAGACGCCUUAAACGACGAAGCAUCAGAGUUUGGAAAACAAGCUGGAAAAUUGAAGCGCAAAUUUUGGUGGAAAAAUUGUAAAAUGCUUGCAAUCCUUAUAGGAAUUGGAUUUGUCAUCAUUAUAAUAAUAAUAGUAUGGGCAGUUUCCAAAGAACAAUGAGAAGUUUGAAAAUUCUUUCUUCUUUGUCUUGAGUCAUUAUAAUUCUAUUUAUGGAUGUGAUUUAAUGGGUGUUCUUAAAGUGUACUUCUUGUGACAAGUAUCUUUUCUAUCUUAUCGAAUAUAUCCGUCUGUUAUUAACCUGUGAUAGAUAAGUAUGUUAUAUUUUAUUAUCAUACUAUGUGUCAUGUGUCGUGUUCUUCAGGGAUUUUGUUUAAUCAUUGUGCCAUAUCUAGUAGCGAGAGAAAAAUCUAUGUUAUCACUUCUCUUGAAUACGCUGCUGACUUGUAAGCAAAGGCAUAUGAAAACCAUGUCCGUACUUAUAAAAGUUUUGAAAUUCAGGAAUAUAAUUGCUAGUUAGUGGAAUCUGUGUAAGCGAUUUCGUAGUUUAAAUUAAAGCAAAGAAGAUAUUCUGAAGUAUACAAAUUACUUCUAAAUUUGAAAAAAAUGUGUCGGGAAAUGAAAUGUUGAACCGUACUUUUUAAAUAUUCUUGUAGAAGUAUUUGAGGUUCAAAAUUAUGUAUCUUACUCAUAUUUACUUAAUUUCAACUCAUAACGAAAAAUAAGAUCAAUAUUGCUGAAUCAAAAUUUGCAAACCUUUUUUAAUACUGAAUACUCCAUUACAAAGCUACAAAUAAAAACGCAAAUAAAUAUAUUUAUGACAAAAUUGCAUUUAACAGUGGCAGUAUAGAAAAAUAACAUCAAAUAACAUUCUAAAAUUUAAUCAUCACCAGUUUGUUUUAAUCAGUAUUAUUCUUUAGCUUUAAUAAAGGAAUUUAUUUGGUUGAUUAGAAAGUAAUUUCGGUUUUUUAGUGGGAAAUAAAACUUAAUUUUUUUCUGUGCAAAAAAUUAACUUUAAUCUGUCAUGUAUCUUCCAUUCUGUUCGGUGACCCUUUGCCAUUUUUCUGGUAACUUCUUGAUUCUGCUCACAUAGAACUUCUGGUCUUUAUCAGUAAAAAAACUCAACCAUAAGCAAUUUGUGGUCAUCGCUGUUGCUCAAAUUUUUGUCCUUUAAGAAGUUUUGUAAACUUCGAAAUAAAUGAUAACCCGAUACCGCAAAGUCCGGGGCUAUAUGAGGAAGGCGACAUCACUUACCAACCAAGCUCUAAUAAUUUCGUACAUGUUGCUAAAGAUGUGAGAAGCCUCGCAUUUGUCUUGGUGGAACACGAUUCCUUUGCGAUUUUCCAAUUCUGGCUUUUUCUCUUUGAUUGCUUCCUCCAACUUCAUAAGUUGUUGGCGGAAAACAAACGGAGCGAUCGUUUGGUUGCUUGAAAGCAGCUUAAUGUAUACAUCUUUGUAAUCCAACCAAACUGAUAUCAUGAUCUUUUUCUGGUGCAAUUUAGCUCUCGUUACGAUUUGUGCUGAUUUAUCAUGCUUAAACCACUAUCUUUUUGGAUUAAUGUUAUUGUAGACGAUCCAGUUUUCAUCGUUAGUGAUAAUUCGUUUAAAAAGAAAAGGAUCGACUGCAUUAUGUUUGAAAAGAAAAUCACAAAUAUUGAUUCGUUAAGUGAAUUCCUUUCAAUUCAUGUGGAACCCAAAUAUCGAGUUUCUUGACGAGUCCAAUACAUCUCAUAUCAUUUUCAAUUGCUGUGUGUGAUACAUACUCUUUUCGUAAUCUCUCUCACAGCUAUAUGACUAUGCGAUUCAAUUAUGGUUUUAAUUUUGUCGUCUUCACCAUCAGAAGGUCAGCCAGAACAUUGGUCGCCUUCAAGUGAAAGAUCUCUAGAACGAAAUGUUUUAAAACAGUUCUGGUAUAUGCGCUUCGCUAAGCAAUCAAUACCAUAAACUUCAUAUCUCUUUUUGAGCCUAAGCCACUUUCUUGCCUUAAUAAAAAUAAAAAUGUAAAAUAAGUCGAAAAUGUUUAUUUUUGCACCCGGUGUUAAAAUUGGCUGUAAACGAACAGUUGCAAACAAAAAGUGCAUGGAAUUUGUUCCUGUAGCAACCUAAAAGUGUCAAUUGCCAAAUCACAAAAAGGGAAAAAAAUUGUCAGAAGAAUAACGAAACGAAUAUAGCGCUAUCAAUUUGUGCAAACCAAAAUUAGCUUUCUUGCCAACUCAAUACUAUCAGUGAGGAAGAAAUAUUUAACUUAAAAUAUUUUUAGACUAAAAUAAACGUAAUACUUCCAUUUAUUACAUGUUACAUAGUUAAGUAUAAUUUGCAAAGACUUGCAGUUAAAAAAAACUAUUUUUUAAUACUUCUUCUAUUUUUGAUCAUAUAAGUUUGCUUAGCUAACGAAGCAAAGAUAGCAGUAUAUUAAAAUACCUUCACUUUUAUGUUAUUCAUCUUGAUAAGUAUAAUGAAAUUCCUCUUGAUUAAGACAGAGAGCAAAACAGCUGUUUUAAGAGUCUUUCAUGUUCGAGUGCCUUUUAAGUAUUUUGCAAAAUGGCAUAAAAUAGCACUAUAAACGCAAGAAAUGUGUGGAACAGUCUCUCUCUCUAUAUAUAUAAUUACAUGCAUACUAACAAGAAAUAAACUUCGAAUUCUUUAACUUCAUUUUUGCCCCAUCAUUUUCAUACUUUUGAUACAAUGACAAUGUUUUGCUACUGCAAAGAAAAUACUUUCUUUUCCUAAUGUCGCUGAUAUUUUUAAAUAAUAGAAAAAGUAAUGCAAUUUGAUUUGUUUUUAUCGUUAUGCGUAUUUUUAAAAUGGUUAAAGUUAUUCAGUAAAUAUUCAACUGCGAAAAUUUCUCUAAAUUUUAUUUAUUUUUAAUUAUUAUUUUUCUCUUAAAUAAGAAAAGCUUUCAAUUAUUUUCCUUAUUCCCACUAAAGUUUUUUUGUUUUAACAUGCUAUCUUUUAACUGAUUUUUCUAUAGAAUAAGACAAACCUAAAAUUUAUAUUAAUUUAUUUUUGUACAAAGCUAUGCUAAAUAUCUUAUUGCCCCUUUAUAUAAGGACAGCGUCAUUCCAAAGCCAUUCAUUUAUGUUUUUUUUGUUAUUUUCCUUCAUGUACAUUUUCAUUGAUAUUUAUCGGUGUUUUUCUCUACUCUAAAAAAGAGAAAAAUUCACAUUUUAUGUGACAUAUAUCUGUAAAUUCUUGCAUAUAUUUACAACUCGCAUUAUACUGAAGCAAAUGCUGCAAGCGUUUUCUUCUGUGAAAAAUCUUUAAGUACACUUUUCAACUUUUAAGCAUGCUUUGCUCGAAAGAAUGAUUUUACUUUUUACAUGCUUUUUUUCUUUUCGUAACUAUCCCACCAGCGGCAACCGAGCGGUAAAUUCGCUGAACACUGGC
Messenger RNA from Stegodyphus dumicola, 3689 nucleotides. Its product is annotated as vesicle-associated membrane protein 3-like. The record is from RefSeq and is a predicted model, not a curated record. Gene Ontology annotation, biological process: vesicle-mediated transport. Lineage: Eukaryota; Metazoa; Arthropoda; Arachnida; Araneae; Eresidae. Gene Ontology annotation, cellular component: membrane.